This is a messenger RNA of Paramacrobiotus metropolitanus, 1857 nucleotides long. RefSeq lists its product as uncharacterized. NCBI's taxonomy places the organism in Eukaryota, Metazoa, Tardigrada, Eutardigrada, Parachela, Macrobiotidae. The record is from RefSeq and is a predicted model, not a curated record. The coding region runs from base 1 to 1569 and encodes 522 amino acids. The transcript is spliced from 4 exons.
AUGCAUAUGGAGGUCAUGGUGGCGUUGCGCCGGGACUCCGCCGGUUCCUUCCUGUUUCAGGCGGGACGCGUGGUCAGCAGCGGUGCCCGGUGUCCUUCCGGCCUGGUUUGUGUCGAGGCCGACGCGGAUGGGGAUCCCGGAAGCGCUCGGGGUUGUUUUGUGCAGCCGGUACAACUCCGCUGGGGGUGUUCGAAAUCGUCCCGGGAACCGCUCUUAUACGGCUUGUCGCUCGUGAGCCCGAGCAGCCACCCCGACAUCCACCCGCAGGUGGUGCGUCUGGAUCCCGGCCGGCAUCCGGACCAACUGGAUUUACCCCGGCUGCUGCGGGCUUGCAGCGAUUACAAGCCGGAGUGGGCCAGCGCCCUACGCGUCGCGAUGGAGGACCGGGUCGUCCGCGUGGUCUUCGAGUACCACGCCUGCCACGUCAGGUUUCCGCGGUUCCCGGAAGUCCUCCUCCAGGAGCUGGUCGAGCGGUCCUGCAUACUCCCGGUGGGCGGUCGACCGCGCGUGAGCAUCCCGAGUGACUUCUGGAUGCGUCGGCUGCCGUACGAGCUGCAAGUGGCGGUCGUGCGGAGUAUCCAGGGCAUCCACACUUGGGCCAACGCUCGCAGGGUAUGUACAGCGUGGUAUGACGCGCUGGCCGGCGAGCGCCGGCACGUGGCCAUCGACGUGUGGCACUUCCAGGGAACGGAGGUGGAUGAACCGGAGCCGAGUCAGCCGACACCCAAGUGGGCCCAACUAAUGCACAUCCUGCAGCACACCGUCGACCAGCGGACACUGUCCUUGACGUUGACGAACGGCAGCGUCGGUGCGGCACUGGAGGCGGUCGUCUACCGCUUCCUGUCGCUUAACAGCUUCCGGCUGCCGGAGAUUAUUCUGCGAAAGGUCAUUUGUCAGCACCCGCUGACUGCCAAUCACCGGGAGCAGCGCCUGGACUGGGGCCGACUGGGGUGUUUGGCAAAGGCGUGCCGGACACUGCAUCUGCAAAAGGUCACGAUUCUCUCCAUCCUCCAACCGAUCUCCGGGCUGUGGUGCUCGCGGGAGCACGUCCGCGAUGACCUGGAUGUCUGUGUCGGGAAAGCCGCCAUCGAUUGUAUGCAGCCGGAAGCCGGUCAACUGCGGCAGUUUCUCAGCGCGGUUAACCGCAGUUGCCGCGCGGUGACGCCCGCGGAAUGGGAGGACAUUAGUCUAGCCUGCGACGAACUGGCCGUCGGCGCCGAACAUGCGUUCCGUAUGCCGUUAAUGCUGAAAUUGUUGAACGAGCGGCCGCAGCCGCCGCUCUCCCGACUGGCCGCGCACGCCUUCCUCUACUCCUACCCGCUAAUUCAGUCGGCCCCCGUCGCGCCUCAGAGGUCCCCGCCCCCGGCCGGCAGUUCAGAGGAAGUCUGCUACUACGGCCACAGCCACGCCGUUAUCGCCGCCAGACAGCCCCAUCGCGGCCACGCCCAGUCCCGCCGCCGGCGGGCCCACGGGCGCCGGCCGCCCGACCAUCCCGAAGGCGUGUGGAACGUUAACACACCCGGCUUCACCGCUAGACAUCCCUCCCUCCCCUUCUUCCCCUUAAUGUGAAAUGGGCCGCUGUUCUGCUCAUCCGUAUACCGUUAGACGUAGGAUACAUCAUACAAACCGGUAUACUCGUAAUUCUCCUUGUAUUUCGCUAUGAGCUUGUGCUGUAACGGACCUAGUUUUAGUUCUCUUGUAGUUAAAACUGUUAGCAUAUAUCGCUUUAGUAAUUAAGCGGACAUGUACUGCGCACUGCAUUCCUCAUUUUUUUACUGUACCGGCCGGAAAUGAUAACACGUAUGACGUAUCUAAUACUGAUUGCUGCAUGCCUUUGAUUUGCGCGCCUGAAAACGA